AUGGCGGAAGAUGGAUUGCUUCAGAUGGAGGGGAUUAUAUAUGAGUAUUCUAGUCUUUAUAGUGGUCUAGUAAGUGCGAUAACAUCGCAGCUAAUGAUAGAUGCUAAUAUUCACAAUAUUGAGAUAAAAUAUAUAGUUAGUGAUAGAUGUCCCCCUGUUAGUAUCCACAAUGAUGUAGGUGUGCAGGAUUUUUUAGAUCAAAAGAAAUCUAAUGUAGAUUUCUUUACGAAAUAUCCAUUGUGCAUAACUUUGAAGAAUAUAGCAAUAGAUAAUCAGGAUUCUGUAGUUGUUGUGGAUAGGAGACAUUCUGAUGUUAGUAGAACACUAACUAACUUUGAUUUAUACUCUAGCAACUCCAUCCGCUUGAUAGGAGUGAAUUUAGAUGGAGUUGUCGAUGAGAAUACGCAUGAAGGAAAUGGAGUAAUCAGUGACCUUUCUAAUUUAUUUAUAGCUGAAAAUCAAAUUUACAAUGAUAAAGAAACACUUAUGGAGGUUAUGCGACAUUAUGGAGUUGUGGAAAAAUUCAGAUUUCUUGUGACUCGUUCUAGUUCAUCUUGUUAUUACCUGAAGUGUCCUGCUGAUAAUUGUUCCUGGAUGAUGAACUCAUCAUGUUUGAAUCAAUCGAAGCUAUUUAAAAUUAGAAAGUACUGUGCGGAACACACUUGUUCCGUUAGAGAUAGAGUGUAUGCAAGACGUCAGGGAAUAACUGACGUUGUAGCUGUUUUAAUAAUGGAUAAAUUUAUUGAUCCAUCGACUGUAUACACUCCAAAAGAUAUAGCGGAAGACGUUUUGAAAGUGCAUGAUGUUGCGCUAACAUACAUGCAGGCCUGGAGAGCUAAAGAAAAGGCGAUAAAAUUGGUGCGUGGAGAUCCAGCAGAAUCAUAUGCCAAACUUCCAGGUUAUCUAUACAUAUUGGAGCAGACAUAUCCUGGUUCAGUUUUAAAAUUAGAAAGGACGGAAUGUGAUAAAUUCUUAUAUGCAUUUGUUGCAUUAGAAGCAUGUAUUAGAGGUUGGGAGUAUUGUAGGCCAAUUGUAGUUGUUGAUGGGGCAGCUUUCAGAGGCGCAUAUGGUGGUACAAUGUUGACUGCAAGCACUAUGGAUCCAGGAGGUCACAUACUUCCACUUGCUUAUGCCAUAGUGGAUUCUGAGAAUGAUGCAUCAUGGACCUGGUUCUUUGAACAGUUUAGGGAAGCAUAUGGAGAAAGGGAAAACAUGUGUUUUAUGUCAGAUAGAAACGAGAGCAUAUGGAAAGGGACUGCAAGAGUAUAUCCUGGUUUGGAACAUUUUGCAUGCAUAUGGCACUUAUGCUGUAAUGUUUUGAAGAACUUCCAUAGGAAUACUGAAGAUUUGAAGAAGCUAUUUUUUACAAUGGCAAAGGCUUAUACAAUACAACAAUUUGAGGCGAUUAUGCAAAGAAUAGACCAGAUAGAUCCAAGAAUAAGAGAUUAUUUAUAUGAUAUCGGGUAUAGCAAGUGGUCAAGGGCGUAUUCAAAAUGUAAGCGAACAUGGACCAUGACUUCAAACAUAGCCGAAUCUUUGAAUAAUGUUAACAGGAUAGCAAGGAGGUUGCCAGUGAUUUCACUUCUUGAAUUUAUGAGGGUAACAGUUCAAAGAUGGAUUCAUAAGCACAAUGAGGAGGCUACAAAAACUAGAUCAGAGCUUACAAAAAAAUAUGAUCUUGUGCUCCAUAAAAGUAUUGCUUUGUCUAGCAGUAUGAGGGUAAUACCAUCAACAGUUGAUAUGCAUGCUGUUGUUGAUGGACCAAAGCGGUACAUAGUAAAUUUAAACACUAAGAUGUGUAGUUGCGGAAGAUUUCAAAAUGAUGAGAUACCGUGCGGGCAUGGAAUAGCAGUUCUUAGAUACAGAAGACUACAUGAAACAGAUUAUUGCUCUCCUUUUUAUAGCCUGAAGAAUUUUCAAGAUACAUAUGCCAUCCCUGUUGAACCUCUCCCAUGCGAGAGUACAUGA
Molecule: messenger RNA, 1968 nt
Organism: Solanum verrucosum
Lineage: Eukaryota; Viridiplantae; Streptophyta; Magnoliopsida; Solanales; Solanaceae
Exons: 6
Coding region: 1-1968 (655 amino acids)
Molecular function (GO): zinc ion binding
Source: RefSeq, a predicted model, not a curated record